GAGACGCAAGUUGGGGAUGUGAACACAAUGAGCGUAAACCAGCAAGCUCACUCUGGGCCACCUUAUGGGCAGCCCCAGCCUGGAUAUCCCGGAUACCCCCAGCCUGGCUAUGGAGGGCAGCAGAUGCCUCCCUCCUCUCAGUAUGGUGCUUACAACGGCCCAGUGACAGGAUACCAGCAGAUGGGCCCUCCUCAAGGUUACUUUCCUUCUCUGGGGUUUCCUUCUAAGGGCUCUCCUGUUUCUUUUGAUUCUGACACUUCUUUCACACCUGAUUUCAUAGGUUCUCUAAGAGCCCCUGCUGCCUCUGGAGCCCCUCCUCCCACCUCUGGAGCUCCGGUUCCUCCCGGACAGCCUGCUGGCAGCCAGUUUGGGCAAGGAGACGUGCGCAACGGGAUUCCAGCUCCUGCAGUCUCCAUGCAAAGACCUUCUGCCUCUCAGCAGCAAUACCUGCUUGGCACAGCCCCUGCUUCCGUUUCCCAGCCAGCUGCUUUCCAGUAUGCAUCACCUCCAACAAGCACACAGCAGCUGACCAAUCACAUGGCAGGAAUGCAGAUAGGCGGUGCUCCAGCUUCAGCUCCUCCCCCAGCUGGCCUGGGCUAUGGUCCCCCGACAUCAGUUCCACCUGCCUCAGGAAGUUUCAGUGCAGCUGGAUCUGGGCAAUAUGCAUCUUAUGCAAGCCAAGGACCCCUUCCCCUUAACCUGCCCCACGGAUUGCCUCCUACUGGCUUGUCUCAGGGUCUUCCCAUGGUGCAGCCUGCUGUCUCUGGUCCUCCCUCAGCCCUCCACCUUCCCUCUCAAGCGCCCGGCUUUGUCCCACCACCGGUCUCUGCUGCAGCUGGAGUUUCCAAUUACCCUCCUGCGGCUGGAACUUCAAGGCCUCCGAUGAUGCAGGGCUCAUUACCUGGACAGGUGACUACCGGACUGCUGGCUUCCCAGCCGAAUCAUGCGACUUCACCACCACCACCACCACCCGCUGGACCGCCCAUGACCAGCUUGCAAGGACCCCUGCCUCCCACCCAUCCUUCCCAGCCAGGAUACCCGCUGCAGCAGAACGGAUCCUUUGGGCAGAACAGAGGCGCCCAGCCAAACUACAAUGCUGCUUACUCUGGGCCAACAAGUUAUGGGAGUCAGCCUGCAGCCCCGCCUCCACCAAAACGUCUUGAUCCAGACUCCAUUCCGAGCCCUCAUCUCAAUGAGCUGCCACCUCAGCAGAAACCCAGACACAGAAUAGAUCCCGAUGCAAUUCCUAGCCCAAUCCAAGUCAUUGAAGACGACAGGAAUAAUCGUGGAUCGGAGCCAUUUGUCACGGGAGCCCGUGGGCAAGUCCCGCCCCUUGUCACUACCAAUUUCUUGGUUAAAGAUCAAGGGAAUGCAAGUCCUCGCUACAUAAGAUGCACAUCCUAUAAUAUCCCGUGUACCUCAGAUAUGGCUAAGCAGUCCCAGGUUCCUCUUGCUGCAGUCAUGAAGCCGUUGGCUACUCUACCUUCGGAAGAGGCUCCUCCUUAUUUGGUAGACCAUGGAGAAUCGGGUCCUCUCCGGUGCAAUAGGUGCAAAGCCUACAUGUGCCCUUUUAUGCAGUUCAUCGAGGGUGGCCGAAGAUUCCAGUGCUGUUUCUGUAGCUGCGUCACUGAGGUGCCAUCUCACUACUUCCAGCACUUGGAUCACACAGGCAGGCGAGUGGAUUACUAUGACAGGCCGGAGUUAUCUUUGGGGUCCUAUGAGUUCUUGGCCACAGUUGACUACUGCAAGAAUAACAAGCUUCCCAAUCCCCCUGCCUUUGUUUUCAUGAUUGAUGUGUCCUACAAUGCAGUCAGGAGUGGCUUGGUAAGGCUGAUCUGUGAAGAGCUGAAGACUCUCUUGGAUUACCUGCCCAGGGAAGGCAACAUGGAGGACUCCGCCAUCCGGGUGGGCUUUGUCACCUACAACAAAGUUCUGCACUUCUACAAUGUGAAGAGCUCCCUAGCCCAGCCUCAGAUGAUGGUUGUGUCAGAUGUAGCAGACAUGUUUGUGCCUCUCCUGGAUGGUUUCCUGGUGAACGUGAAUGAGUCUCGCGCAGUUUUCACCAGCUUGCUGGACCAGAUCCCUGAAAUGUUUGCUGACACAAGAGAAACGGAAACCGUGUUUGGUCCAGUGAUUCAGGCUGGCCUGGAAGCACUAAAGGCAGCUGAAUGCGCUGGCAAGCUCUUCAUAUUCCACACAUCAUUGCCAAUUGCGGAGGCUCCAGGGAAGCUGAAGAACAGAGAUGACAAGAAACUGAUCAAUACAGAUAAAGAAAAGACUCUGUUCCAGCCUCAGACCAGCUUCUACAGCAACUUAGCUAAGGAAUGUGUAGCCCAAGGGUGCUGUGUGGAUCUCUUCCUUUUCCCAAACCAGUACUUGGAUGUGGCUACCCUGGGAGUGGUCCCUUAUCAGACCGGGGGCUCUGUUUAUAAAUACGCCUAUUUCCAGGUGGAGACGGACCAAGAGCGCUUCUUGAACGACUUGCGCAGGGAUGUCCAGAAGGAAGUGGGCUUUGAUGCUGUGAUGAGAGUGCGCACCAGCACUGGUAUUCGAGCAACAGACUUCUUUGGCGCCUUCUAUAUGAGCAACACCACAGAUGUGGAACUUGCAGGCCUGGACUGCGACAAAACCAUCACUGUGGAAUUCAAGCAUGACGAUAAGCUCAGUGAAGACAGCGGAGCUCUUCUUCAAUGUGCUGUGUUGUAUACAAGCUGUGCGGGGCAGAGGCGACUCCGCAUUCACAACCUCUCCUUGAACUGCUGCACGCAGCUGGCUGAUCUUUAUAGGAACUGUGAGACAGACACUCUGAUCAACUUCUUGGCCAAGUUUGCGUAUCGUGGACUUCUGAACAAUCCUGUCAAGGCUGUGAGAGACACACUGAUCAAUCAAUGUGCCCAGAUCCUGGCCUGCUACCGGAAGAACUGUGCCAGCCCCUCUUCUGCAGGACAGUUGAUUCUUCCUGAAUGCAUGAAGCUGCUCCCUGUAUAUCUGAACUGUGUUUUGAAGAGUGAUGUUCUGCAGCCGGGGUCAGAGGUCACUACCGAUGACCGUGCCUACAUUCGCCAGCUGGUCACCACCAUGGAUGUGGCAGAAACAAAUGUUUUCUUUUACCCCAGACUCUUGCCUCUGACCAAAGUAGACGUCAACAGUGACUCCUUACCAACAGCAAUCAGAAACUCCGAAGAGCGCCUCUCCAAAGGUGACCUGUACCUGCUAGAAAACGGGCUGAACGUUUUCCUGUGGGUAGGAGUAAAUGUUCAGCAGGGGCUGAUCCAGAACCUCUUUGGAGUUUCAUCUUUCAGCCAAAUCAGCAGUUCUAUGUGCACACUUCCUGUUUUGGAUAACCCCUUUUCAAAGAAAGUUCAAUCCAUCAUUGAUAUGUUCCAGGCUCAAAGAUCGCGUUAUAUGAAGCUUAUGAUUGUGAAGCAGGAAGACAAACUAGAUAUGCUGUUCAAACACUUUUUGGUGGAAGACAAGAGCAUGAAUGGGGGGGCUUCGUACGUGGACUUCCUCUGCCACAUGCACAAGGAGAUUCGCCAGCUGCUGAGCUAGAGGAAGAGGAGGGAGUGAUGCUGGAUUUCAACCUUGGCACUUCUGUCCUUGCUCACCACUCGAAGAAUGGGCCCAGUUCCUUUGAGAAGAACAAUAUAGAAACCUGUACAAUUCCAUAAUUUUAAUACACUGUGCAUAAGCAGAUUUUCAGUAUCUCCCAAGCCCUCUCGAAAGAACAAGACAUGGACAGGCGAAACACCGAUGCAGGGUGGAGGACAAGACUUUGAGCUCCCAGUCUUAAAUCUGCAUUCCUCUGCUUGGCAGGAAUCUGCACUUCCUCCCACCCCAAUUCCAGUACAAGAAAUGUCUCUUGAAUUCCGUUUGACAUGAUUCAGCAUCAGGUGGUGUUCGUCUGUAAACAGCAGCUGCAGCCUUGAUGUGUGUGCGCAUGACAGUCAGUGAAAAGGAGCAAGGCGUCAGCUAGCGAGGGAGGUGGCUGGCAGGCCCUGUGCAGCCCACGGGUAGGGUGGCAUACAAAUUAAUUGAGUUGUGGUUGUCUAGAGACCAUCUCACCUGUGCUGUGAGCCUGGAGACAGAGAGAGAGAGAGAGCAAGCUGGCCUUUGUCGCCAUGGGGUUGCUGGGUAGGCCUGCCUCAGAAAAAGUAAGCGAUUAGGAGAGGGUGCUGAUUCUGUCUUUGGAUUGGUGUGCACAGGUGGUGCUGCCACCUUUUUGAAGGAACCAGCAUCCCUGUUUAUGCCCACAUCCUGUUCCCUUGAUGCGUUACCUCCUGUCCCUCUGCUGGGGUUUGCUCAGAACACCCUCUUAAGGGUAAGAAGGCCGUGCUCUGCUCCCUUGUGGUUUACUUUGAAAGGUGAUGCUGAUACCAAGGUGUUGAAUGGAGCCCAGGCUUAUGCUUGGGGCUCCCCUAGACCUGGUUCAUCUAAGCAGCAGCUGAGAAGCAUCAACAAGUCCGUUAGCACCACAGAGAAGGAAUUAUUCCUAUCCAUAGUGAUGAGUUUUGGAUCGUCUCGCUCUGGAUUCUGAGCCUUAAUAGCUCUGAAGACUUUGGCCAUGGGCAGUUUCAGCAUAUGGCUCUGGAACCAUUAGAUCCCAUAUGGUUCAGCAUAUGGCACUGUGGAACCCUGAUAUCCCAAGUGGUCACUACUGGCCGAGUAGCAGGAAGUCUGCUUGUGUUGCACCUCAGACAGCAAGUCCGUAUGGUUUACAACUGGCCGUUCUGAGUGGUUUUGCUAGGGGUGGGCAAAACAGGUUUCUCCUGAGACAAGUUUGAGAUUUUAGAAUUCUUAAGGGCUGAUGAAUUUUCAAAAGGAAACGUGAUUUUACUUUUAAGUAAAUGCUGCACUUCACAGUGUUGCUGCAGUGCCCAGGAUGCACUGCAGCAGCUGCACUGACAUGUAAACGAAGAACAAGGCAGGGAAGGGGUGGCUUUGGGCACCUGGCGGGCAAGACCGUUGGAAUCCUUGUGCACAAGACCGAUUAAAUAAUCCAGGUGUGUGGUUUCUAGUCCCAUGACCUUCUAGAGUGUGUGCUUGUGUUUGUAGAUAUUAUUUUCCUUCUAUUGCAGCCAGUGGGUCUUCCCUUCCCUUCCAUUUCUUUCUUCACAUAGACAAGGGAAAGCCAGGAACUGUAACUGGCCUCAAGUUGUGGAGCUUUUCAGCAGCCUUGCUCAGAUUGGCAAGUAGGGCUGAGAUGUUUUGUCCCCCCCCCCCUCCGAACACACAUCCUGUCUCCAACCGAAAACCUAGAAAUCAGAUGAAAACUUGCUUCCCAAAACAAGGUUCAGUAACCAGAUUUCUAUAACACAGACUUCUAGAAUUAAUAUAACAAGAACAAAAAUAAGAUCACAACACUUUUCUUUCACUUUUUUCCAAUGCAUCUCUUAAUUUGUAAAAAAAUAAAAAUUAUAUUAAGAUGUAUUUUAUGUCAUUGUUAGUUUAAAUAAAUACUGAUUAUUUUUUCCCAAGCCCUGUAUUUUGGGGAAGGGGAGAGGACUGGUGUGAGGGUGAUUCGAUCAUGUUUGGUGGCGAAUAAAGCUGUCCUUUGCAAUGAA
Messenger RNA from Heteronotia binoei (common prickly gecko), 5564 nucleotides. RefSeq names its product SEC24 homolog C, COPII coat complex component (gene SEC24C). The transcript is spliced from 24 exons. Gene Ontology annotation, molecular function: SNARE binding; zinc ion binding. Gene Ontology annotation, biological process: intracellular protein transport; endoplasmic reticulum to Golgi vesicle-mediated transport; COPII-coated vesicle cargo loading. Gene Ontology annotation, cellular component: COPII vesicle coat; endoplasmic reticulum exit site. NCBI's taxonomy places the organism in Eukaryota, Metazoa, Chordata, Lepidosauria, Squamata, Gekkonidae. The record is from RefSeq and is a predicted model, not a curated record. The coding region runs from base 28 to 3552 and encodes 1174 amino acids.